Tarenaya hassleriana is the source of this 2564-nucleotide messenger RNA. Its product is annotated as AUGMIN subunit 6. The coding region runs from base 38 to 2275 and encodes 745 amino acids. NCBI's taxonomy places the organism in Eukaryota, Viridiplantae, Streptophyta, Magnoliopsida, Brassicales, Cleomaceae. Gene Ontology annotation, molecular function: microtubule binding. Gene Ontology annotation, biological process: spindle assembly. Gene Ontology annotation, cellular component: mitotic spindle microtubule; HAUS complex. The transcript has 15 exons. The record is from RefSeq and is a predicted model, not a curated record.
AGAGAGGGAGAAGAGAAGAAGAUCGAAGACGGUGGUGAUGACGAUGGAUAGAGAGAAGGAGAGAGAGUUGGAGCUGGAGAGCGCAAUGUACACCAACUGUUUGCUAUUAGGAUUGGAUCCGUCCGUGAUCGGGCCCGGAGGCUCCAACGGCACGCCUCGAGUCGGGUCGUUCCGCCAUUCGAACCCGAAGCUCGGAGAACAGCUUCUCUACUUCAUCCUAUCCUCGCUUCGAGGGCCCGUUCAGUCUGCGAAAGAUUUCGAUAAGGUCUGGCCAAUUUUCGAUUCCGCUCAAUCUCGCGAUUUCCGGAAGGUUGUUCAAGGGAUUAUCAGCGAGCUUGAAACCCAAGGGGCGUUACCAAGGAGUAAUUCGAGGGUUUCAUCCCUAGCUACUUGCUGUGGACCAAGAUUCGUGGAGCUCUUAUGGCAACUUUCCUUGCAUGCUCUAAGAGAAGUUCAUAGGCGGACAUUCCCUGCUGAUGUGGCUUCCAACCCUCUGCCUGCUUCUCUGACAGAUGUAUCCUUUUCACAUGCAGCUACGCUGCUUCCUGUAACCAAGGCCCGGAUAGCACUUGAGCGCCGGCGAUUUCUAAAAAAUGCAGAGACUGCAGUUCAGAGACAAGCUAUGUGGUCUAAUUUAGCCCAUGAGAUGACUGCAGAAUUCCGUGGUCUUUGUGCUGAAGAGGCUUACUUGCAACAAGAACUAGAAAAACUCAAUGAUUUGAGGAACAAAGUCAAGCAGGAAGGAGAAUUGUGGGAUGACCUUGUCUCUAGUUCUAGUCAGAAUUCUCAUUUAGUGGCAAAGGCUACUCGCUUAUGGGAAUCUAUAAUGGCUCGCAAAGGCCAGCAUGAAAUUCUUGCAUCAGGUCCCAUUGAGGAUUUGAUAGCUCAUAGGGAGCACAGGUAUCGAAUUUCUGGGUCAGCCCUGCUUGCUGCGAUGGAUCAGAGUUCUCAAGUUCCUCGUGCGGACUUACUCUCUGUCCAGUCGGAUGAUCCAGCUUCAGCACUGACAGAUGACAAAGAACUCAGUGAUGGAUCAUAUGUGAGCAUGCAUGGGGAGGGAAUAAACAGUUUCGAUUCACCAAACUCUCAAGCAAGUGAUGAAACACUAUCUCGGAUAGAUGAUAGAUGUGGAAGGGUCAACCAGACAGUCGAUGUAGCAGAAAUCAUAAGGCGCUGGACUCACGCAUUACAGCGUAUCCAUAAACAGUCCCUUCUCCUGGCAAAAGCAAACGAUGGGGAAGGUCCUGAUAUUUUACGGACUGAGCAUGAUGGUGGUACAAGUGGGCAUGCGGAAUCUUUAGCUGCCACUUUGGCUGAGCAUCAACAACACUUAGCUAGCUUUCAGGUACUCAUCAACCAAUUGAAGGAAGUGGCUCCAGCAAUACAAAAAUCAAUAGCAGAGUGUACAGAGAAAGUUAAUAGCCUUCCCCCAACCUUACCUCCAGUCACAAGAAGCCACAGUCAAGCCACGAAUCCGUUGCCGCUCCGAACCCGUCCUUCUUUCCCAGCCACCGAUGGUGUAUCGAACGAUAUUGCUGAUUUGACCUCCAAAAUGUCUAAUGUUCAGCUCGAGAAGGUCUCAGCGAGUCCUACACUAAAGCUUCCGCAGUUAUUCAGUUCAACUCCUACCUCUUCUGGAAAAGGAGGAAAUGCACAAAAACGGCAUGCUUUGGCUCCUCAGAUCAACAAAAUGGAAAGCUUGACUGAGAAGAACCCUACAGAACCACCACAUACAAACAACUUACCAGUUUUGGUUUCAGAUAGCAAUGGUUCUUUUGUCCAGAACCUGAAGAGAUCUGUAAGAGAAGCAGCUCUUUACAUUCCGUCUUCAGCAGGAUCAUCACGAGACAGCCAAUCCGACGAGUCUGAACACUAUUUCGUACCUCUUUCAGCAGCCGGCUUUUCCCGUAUUCCCCCAGAAACCAAAGGGCCUUCAGUCAGGAGCACAAGGCUAUAUACUUCCCAGAGUGAGCCCUCAUUGCUUGAAUCCCUUGUCUCAGACGACAAUAUUCGGAGCAAGUACAGUGAUAUACCCGACACAUUUGACGAUCUGGAUUCGUUUAAAGAUUACGAUCAUGGAAACGGAUUUCUUUCAGUCGCUGGUUCAAACAGCGUGGCUUCAGAUGGGCAGCAACUAUUCUAUGACCUCGAAGAAGAGUCUCAUGAUCAAGUCUUCUCUCCACCCUUGCUAAUGGACUCGACCCUCUUAUCAGAUGCAUAUGAAGACUUGUUAGCUCCUCUGUCAGAAACCGAAGCCGCUUUGAUGGAGCACUAGUGAUCAAUCCUCCCCCCUUCGCGUUCGGACAAUGCAUCUAAUGUUAUCGUACUUGAACUGAUCUGUUCUGGCCGAGACCGAGAGACUAAGAGAUUCACUGUCAACUCCAGUAUGUGUGUGCGUGUGUGUUGAAACGUUGUAGUUUGAGGUAGAAGAAGUAUUGGCCUCUUGUAUUUGCUUGGAUAACACAAGUGUUUUUUUUUUUUAAAAUUUCCUUGUUAUCUUUAGAAGAGUAUUGAAUUUUCAAUUUUAUGUGAAUUCAAUUUAUCAUUGUUUUUAUUUUGGGUUA